AUGCCCCAACUACCAAUCACCACUGGCCAGAAACAAAUCCUCUGGUCGCCUCUGCCAACCUUGCGUGUGUUUCCUAACCGGCAUACCACUCGGCCGAGCGAGUCCAAAUAUACGCUCCGAGAGGACCAGGUCUCACAGUGGUUAGAUUUUCCUCGCAACGUAUUAGAGAGAGUAAAGGAUUUGGGGGAGCCUCCCGAGGGCUUUACACCUCGAGUCCCCGCAGAAUCCCACGUAACCGGAAACGAAAACGGUCUACAAGGACGUUACGUCCAGAAUGUGGGAAACACCCUGGGACCAAUCUUCGACGGGCUUGGACUCGAUCUCCUUAUGGCCGACUACCAGGUCGGACUGCAAGUCGAUAGCCGUUCAACUGAUAGAUCGGAAGCGAUGGAGCAGCGCAAGAGGCAGCCCGACCUGGUACUAGUGGGUGCCAGCGACUAUGUCAUUUGUCUGGUUGGUGAAUUAAAGACGUACUGGACGUUCCGUCCAGCAAAGGGCCAGAGUGACAAGGACUACUUGGCGCAGAAGCUGGGCCAACUAGCCCGCUAUAUGGAUGACCAUCGAUGCCGAUUCGGCUUUUAUUCCACGUACGAGAGAACGUGGUUCUUGAUGCGGUCAAGCUCGAUGGGCUUCCGGGUCUCAGAACCAAUUCCUCACAACCAAGUCGCCAGCACCACCAAGCCAUCUGUUCGGCAGUGCUUCUUAUACUUGGUGGCUCUCAUCAAUGACCGAAAGGCGGCCUUCUGGCCCGAAACGUUCGGGUUGCCCUUGACCGAUCAACCCAGAGAUGACCCCGCAAGAGUACAACCUUCACGUCUUGGAAAUGGCAAGAGAAGGAAAUUAACAGACACUAUGCAGGAGAGCUUCGAACCCCGUCGAGUUGGGAAAUUCUGGGGCUAG
This is a messenger RNA of Aspergillus lentulus, 900 nucleotides long. RefSeq lists its product as uncharacterized. The record is from RefSeq and is a predicted model, not a curated record. NCBI's taxonomy places the organism in Eukaryota, Fungi, Ascomycota, Eurotiomycetes, Eurotiales, Aspergillaceae.